UUGGAGAAAAUGCCAGAAACCACAAUGAUAUCAACUUCACAUUGGCUUGAGAAAGUCAUCGAUCAGGAAUAUUUGAACUUUCAUGAUUUCGAUAAAUUCUCGGAUCUCGUUCCAGUAGGAGACGGACCACUCGGCAAAGUAUAUCGCGCACAAUGGCAGAUUCGCGGCAUGGUUGUGGCAUUAAAAAGUUGGAUUGAUGAGACGAGCAAAGAGGAAAAACGGAUAUUGGAUGAAUUUAUGAAUGAGCUAAAGAUGCAUCGAAAGGUUGAUUACCAUCCCAAUAUUUUAAGAUUCUAUGGAUUAAGCAAAGGUAAUAAUGAUUAUUAUAACUUCUUUUAUGUCCUUGCCAUAGAAACUAAUCAUCAUUUACCUCCAUCAUCUAUACAUUCAUCUUUUAAUAAUCUUAAUUCUCAUAUCCUUUUCAUCCACAAAGACGUGUGCUCAAAAAAAUACUUACUUGUCUUAGAGUAUGCGGAUGGAGGAACUCUUCGACAAUACUUGAAACAAAAUCAUUCAUCAUUGACUUGGGCUGACAGAAUAAAUCUCGCAAGACAAGUGACCAGUGGUGUUGCGUGUCUACACGAUAACGGUAUUUUACUUGGGGACUUGCACGCAAACAAUAUACUGGUUAAAGACGGUGCGAUAAAAAUUUCUGACAUCAGCCUAUCAAAACAAUUUUCUCGAAUAUCCGAUGCGGUUUCAGGUGCCAAAGGAGACAUUGCAUAUGUGGAACCACAGAAUUUAAAGAGUUUGCAAUAUGAACCAAACGAUAAAUCAGACAUUUAUAGUAUUGGUGUAUUGUUAUGGGAAAUAUCAAGUGGACGACCACCAUUUCAAACUUCCGCACCGCCUACAGCUAUGUCUCAAAUCCAAAUUGCUACGCGAAUAUCUAAUGGAGAACGCGAAGAGCCAGUGAAGGACUCACCUU
Messenger RNA from Acaulospora morrowiae, 928 nucleotides. NCBI's taxonomy places the organism in Eukaryota, Fungi, Glomeromycota, Glomeromycetes, Diversisporales, Acaulosporaceae. The record is from the annotation of a GenBank genome assembly.